AUGCUCGACUCAUCCCUGAGCCACACCAGAGCCGCCCUCGACCAAAUCUUUGGUCGCUAUUCAUCCAAAUUCAGGCAUCUCCGGUCCUCCUCAUGGCUAGCCACCGCUACCAUCGAGGACCCCACGAAAAUCUCAGACUAUGCAGGCACUGGUGAUGCGUCAAUAGCGGAGCACGUUCCCUCUGCAACGCAACGCAGAAAUUUGGACUUCAGGUCCAGGAUCCCGCCCGGAUCGUGGGACUCGCACAUGCAUGUCCUCGAUCCACGGUUCCCAUUAUCUCCGCAGGCAGUAUACACGCCGUCCCCGACGGCACCGACCAGGCUGCAGCACGCGAACGCGUUUGAGGCGGACGUUGGCCUGGACAACAUUGUCCUCGUGCAGCCGUCCAUCUACGGCUACGACAACAGCUGCCUGCUCGACGCACUGCAGAGUCUCGGUCCGGACAGGGCCAGAGGCGUCGUGGCGUUCGAGGACCCUGCUCUGUGGGCCGCGAGGGAAGGUCUCUCGGCAUGUUCCUCGUCGUCCUCGCUGUCAUCCACGUCGACCGGCCAGAUGAGCAGCGAGUUGCUGAAAGAAUGGCAUGAACUCGGCGUGCGCGGCGUGCGCAUCAACCUCCAGUCCCACGGGCAAAAGGACGUCUCGGCUGACGACUUCCGCUCGCUACUACGGCGGUACAUUGAGAUUGUCAAGCCAUUCGGAUGGGUUGUGCAGGUCUAUGUCGCGAUAGACAUGGUGCACAUCCUCGAGCCGCUAGUGGCCGAGUAUAAAAACGGCAAAGACAACCAAGGCGUGAAGCUGUGCAUCGACCACAUGGGCCACCCGCACUUGUCCCAGCUGGCAGAGUACCAGGCCACGCGGGAUCCGUACACGAUACCCGGGUUCGAUGCGCUCGUGCGCCUCCUGGAGACCGGCAUCGUCUAUGUCAAGAUGUCAGCGGCGUACCGGUUCAGCGCGGAGAUGGAAGAUGCCGCCACUUCCCCUCGCGAUGCGGACACGGCAUCGAGGGACGUCUGGCCUAUUGCGAGCGAGCUGCUGCGGGUUGCGGGGAUGAGCAGGGUCGUGUUCGCGACUGACUGGCCGCACACAAGGUAUGACGGGCUGGACAUUCGGCCGUGGAUGCAGAGUGUCGUGGACUUGUGCGGCGCGGAUCAAGAGCUCGUCGAGAGGGUUUUCAGGGGUAAUGCGGAGGAUCUCUGGUCUGUGAAGAGGCUCGAGUAG
Molecule: messenger RNA, 1218 nt
Organism: Microdochium trichocladiopsis
Lineage: Eukaryota; Fungi; Ascomycota; Sordariomycetes; Xylariales; Microdochiaceae
Exons: 1
Coding region: 1-1218 (405 amino acids)
Molecular function (GO): hydrolase activity
Source: RefSeq, a predicted model, not a curated record